UAAACUCUGCAUUUAGUCACAAGAUGUGAAAACAAACAGGUGGGCUUGCCUGUUGUCUAGGCUAUAAAGGCUCCCUCUUGGUGUUUACAGGGGCAUUCUCUAAAGGGACAUUUUGACAGCGAACAACGUUUGGAGAUCUACUACCUUUCUACAGCUCCAUAAUGGACUUCCAAAUGUUGGCUGUGUUGAUGGUGGUGCUGGCCUGCGUGGAGCAGAGCCUGGCCUCCUGUGUGGUGGAGAGUUUCACCGUGAAAGACGACUUCGACCCCAAGAGAUACGCAGGGAAGUGGUACGCUUUGCAGAAGAAGAAUCCGGAAGGUCUUUUCCUCGAGGACAACAUCUCAGCCGAGUACACCAUCGGGGACGACGGGUCCAUGGUCGCCUCCUCAAGGGGCAGAGUCACCCUGUUUGGGUUCUGGGUGGUGUGUGCCGACAUGGCGGCCCAAUACUCUGUUCCCGACCCCACCACCCCCGGCAAGAUGUUCAUGAACUACCAGGGCCUGGCCAGCUACCUGUCCAGUGGAGGUGACAACUACUGGGUGAUCGACACGGACUACGACAACUACGCCAUCACCUACGCCUGCCGCACGCUGAAGGAGGACGGGAGCUGUGAUGACGGCUACUCCCUGAUCUUCUCCCGUAACCCCCGCGGCAUGCCCCCGCCCAUCCAGAGGGUCGUGAGGCAGAAGCAGGAGGAGCUCUGCAUGGUGGGACAGUUCUCACCCGUCCUGCAGUCCGGAGCUUGCUAAACUCAUCCAAGCCUAAGGUUUCCCGGUGAACUCCUGCAUUGUGCUGGACUGCUUUACCUGCGGGGGCCAUGGUCUUCUCAAAAAAAAAACGUGGAUUGUACGAGUGACCAGUAUUUCUUUAACACCGACCGUGAUGAUAUCUGAAUGUAUACACUUAUGCAGUACAA
Gadus macrocephalus (Pacific cod) is the source of this 916-nucleotide messenger RNA. It is a transcript of the gene rbp4l, whose product is annotated as retinol binding protein 4, like. The transcript has 6 exons. The record is from RefSeq and is a predicted model, not a curated record. NCBI's taxonomy places the organism in Eukaryota, Metazoa, Chordata, Actinopteri, Gadiformes, Gadidae. Bases 162 to 749 code for a protein of 195 amino acids. Gene Ontology annotation, molecular function: retinoid binding; retinol transmembrane transporter activity.